GGGCCCAGCCUUUGCGGUUGCUACAACCAGCCCGGUGAGCGUCCUAAAAUUAGCAGCCAGCAAAAGGGCUUUGCGUUGAACGGCUGCCGCGAGCCUGGAUGGGCGGAAAGCGCCGCCACUCUGCCCGCGGAGGCGGCGCCGAGGCGGGGUCUAGCGUGUUGCUCCGGAGGGGUGUCCCGAUUCCCCUCUUUUCCCUGGGAGUGUGGCGGGCAAGGCAAGCCAGGGCAGGCGAGAAGGGGGCCCCAGGCAGAGCAAUAUAGGUCGGCUGGGCUGAGGAGGAGAGUCCGCGGCGCCUCGUGCGGCUGAAGUAAACAACUCCCUCCCUCCCUCCUUUCCUUCCUCCCGAGGCGGGAGGAGAAGCCCAACACUCGCCGAGCCCCCGGAAGAAAGUUGAAGGGACCCCAGAGCGCCGCCUCCUCGACGGGCAGCUGCCUUCCCCUCAGCCUCCCGUCAGGCGUUUGGAACCCAGAGCUGUCCCCCGAGGAAGAGGAGGCGAAGAGACGGAGCCGAAACGGCAAAGGGUGCCAUGAAAGCCAGACGGGAGCAAGAAGGGGCCGCGGCGGCGGCGGCGCUCGGCUGCGACCACGACCCUUGGAAGGAGUGCCUGGAGGUGGCGGUGCAGCUGGCGCGCCAGGCGGGACAGAUUAUUAGAAAAGCCCUCACUGAAGAAAAACAGGUGUCUACCAAAACAUCUGCAGCAGACCUUGUAACAGAAACAGAUCACUUUGUGGAAAAUUUAAUUGUUUCUGCUCUAAAAGAGAAGUUUCCCUCUCACAGGUUUAUUGCGGAAGAAGCUACUGCUGCUGGCUCAAAGUGCAUACUCAAUGACAGUCCUACAUGGAUUAUUGAUCCUGUUGAUGGCACCUGCAAUUUUGUACACAGGUUUCCGACCGUGGCUGUUAGCAUUGGAUUUGCUGUUAACAAAGAGCUUGAAUUUGGUGUAAUCUAUCACUGCACCGAAGAACGGUUAUACACUGGUAGAAGAGGUCAAGGGGCAUACUGUAAUGACAAAAGGCUGCAGGUGUCAAACGUGACAGAUAUCUCAAAGGCCUUGAUUUUAACAGAGAUUGGCCCAAAGCGAGACCCUGACACUUUAAAAGUAUUUCUUAGUAACAUGGAGCGAUUGCUCAAGGCCCAAGCUCACGGUGUUCGUGUAAUUGGAAGUGCGACCUUGGCACUCUGUCACUUGGCAUCUGGUGCUGCAGAUGCAUAUUAUCAGUUUGGCCUGCAUUGCUGGGAUCUGGCAGCAGCUACUGUUAUUAUCAGAGAAGCAGGUGGUGUGGUGAUGGAUACUUCAGGUGGACCUCUAGACCUGAUGUCAUGCCGUGUUGUUGCCGCAGGUACUCAGGAGAUGGCUACAUUCAUAGCUCAGGAAAUACAACCAAUUCACUAUAGACGGGAUGAUGAAAAUUGACCAGACUUAAACACUUAUGAAAGUAACAAGAAAAAAAAGCCUGCCAUUUUGGAGCGACCCUCACUACCUGCAAUUUAAAAUGGAUAAUAUAAAGGGUAAAUGAUUUAGCAGAGUGUUCCUUGUAUAGUAUAUAUAGCAAAAACAUAGUGAAAAGGUUUUACUUGCAUUAUAGGAAGGUGAAGGGAAACAUUUAAUUUUUGUAAGCUACUUGACUCCUUUUUAAUGAGAAUUUAUUUCAGCUUAAAAAAACCUACAGACACCCCACACUGAAUUGGUUUCUUGUCUCUUCAAGAUGAAACAGGGUGGGGUGGUGUCUUGUAUUUGUUUGUUUUACACAGGUGUAACUUGGAACAGAUCUCAGGUAAAUUAGUUUUUUGUUCCACUGCAAGGGACAAGUGGUUUUAAAUCAUGUGCCUGAAGUCCUCUCAUCUAACUGUACUUGAGAAAAAAAUACUGCUCUUUUCUGAGGUUAGGAGUACCAGCAUUAAACAGAUGUUUAGAUGUUCAUACUAAUAUAAAUGGAAAUGAGACAUAUCCUUGAACUGUGUAGUAUCCUUGCACAAGGAAUGAUACAAAUAGUCACCGUUAGUGCUGAUGAGGACAUGAACAGCAGUAUUUUUCUGCCAAUCAGAAUUCUUUAGGUUGGUUUAAAGAGAAGAACAUAAUUGUUGCACUUCUUAAAAAUGAGCAUAGAGAUUCAGCAGGACAGGAAUCGAAAGAAUAUAGUUUGGGGUCUUCUGGUUGAUUUUCAGGUGACUUGCAAGAGGAGAUCAGCAAGCAUUUCAAACUCAGAUUGGGUUAAGAGUAGUUCCAACAAAGCCUUUUUUCCCCUCCUGAUUUCGGCUGCUAAACCAUAAAAGGCUAGGCAAAAAACGGGAAUAGAUUUAUGUCUGAAAGGAUUUGUGUGCAAGCUCCAGUUCUGGAAUAGAAAAUAAAUACCUGAUCUGAGCAUAUGCUGUGAGGCACCUUGCUCUGCACAAAGGGAGGGCAGCAGGAAUACAGUUAACAGCAUUUGUGAUCAUUCAGAAUUCUACAAAUAAUGCCAAAAUGCUGUCAGUUUAAAUUUAAAAUACAAUUAACUUGAUUUCAAAAUAGUUUAGGAGUUAUGUUCAGUGUUAAAUUGUCAAACUACCGAUGAUACACUAAAACAGUUUGACUGAGAAUUUCCCUUCAAAAAUGAGUUUCUGCUGUAAGGAUAAAUUUUAGAUCAGAUUUUUGUCUCUGUUCUGGAAUAUGUGCGGUAGAGUUCAACAGCAACAAAAAAAGCAAAUAAUGCUCAUGUGUCUUGAAUUUUGAAUUAUGCUGGUCUUGAAAUGAAGGUAUUUUGUUUUUACUUCUUUCUGGUUAAACUGUGUUGAACUCAUUUAAAUUCAAGUGGCAAUCUAAAAUCAAAUUGCUGAUAAAAAGUUGCCCCUUCUAAGGGAGUAACCUUAACUGAAUUAGAUUGAUGAGCUCACUUAAACAGUGAACUAAAUGGUUAAGUAUUUUUUUAGUAAUAUUUCCAUCUCUGGUUUUGCAAAUACUGUAAUUGUCUAUCUUUUUGAGACAUUUUGUUGUGACUGGCAGUUUUUGGGACCUAGAUGUUCUUAAGAAAAACAAAUAAUAUCCCAAAAACCUAAAGUCAGUCCACUCAUGUAACAGAAUACUGGUAUUCACAGGGUGUCAAGUAUCAGGCCUGAACUCAAUGCUGGCUUGCUACUAGACACUGGAUAUUCGUAUUCGUAUCCCUUUUGCUACAAAUACGAAUAUUGGCACCACAGGUGUUUGAGAAAACCAGACCUACCCCACAAACCGGCAGGUCCACUUUCAGCCAGCAUUAUUUUCAUUGCACCAAUCAGGGAAGCAACCCAACUGGCGCUUCCCUGCCUCCCUGCGCAGCUGACUGUUCAACAGCUGAGCAGGGAGAUGCUUCCUCCUGCCUUCUUACCAGAGUGAUUGGCUGCACGGGGAGGCAAAGAAGUGCUGGCUAUAUGGCUUCCCAGAUUGGCACAAGAGUUAUGUCAGCCAUGUGUGCUGCGUGGUGAGUGGUAAGUGGACUUACUGGUUCAGGGGCAGGGUCCGGUUUUCCCAGGCACCUCUAGUGCUGAUAUUCAUAUUUAUAUCUCCAGGAAUACGAAUACGAAUAUCCCAUGUCUACUUGUUACCUAGUUUAUAAUUUACGUUUGCAGAUUAAUAAUGCAAUACACAUUCUGGUUAGUGCCAUACCUGAAUAAUUACCACAGGAGGAAGGAAUUCAUUGAAUGGCAGUAGAGAAGGUCUUAUAGUGCUACUUAUUCGUGUUAUUUGUAUUGUGCUUUGUAACUCAGGGUGCUACUACGCAGCAAGGGAAAUGCAAAUUCUCUUGCACACACUCAUAUAAAGUUGCACUGGGGAAUUCAGGUUUCCCAGGACUGUUUCCAUUAACUGUUCACGCAGGGAGAAAUGAGAAAGGCCUUGCUUCUAGCUUGUUUGCAGUUCUGUUGUAGCCCUAUAGGAGGUGCAGUUACAAGGAAGCUACUUAAUAAGCUGUAAAAAUAAUUUCAUCCUCAUGUUUCCUCCUCUCUUUAUCCUAAAUAGUUUUUUUUAAAAAAAUAACGUCUUGCAAGGAGAGAGAGGCUUUGCUUGCUGUUUUUUUAAUAGAAAAAAGUCUUGCCAGUGGAGGGGCAGAGAAAACAUUUGUAUGUCAAACAGCUUGCCCAGUAAUCAUGGAGUUUGUCUUGUCAUAUGUGUGAUGGCUAGCAUUGUUGCACUGCUGUUAUUGAAGAAAGAGUGAGCUGUCAGCUAAUCAAAAUUUCUUUAUGCAAACUGAGGGGCUUCCAUCUUGCCCUUCAGCUCAGGCAGCAAAAUAUUUUGGCCUAGCCCCACCUGUAGGGAUCAUAUGCUUUUGCUGUUUUUCAGCAUGCUGUUCAGGUUAGCCCUGCUGUAGUCAAUUUUAUCUUACUAAAAUUCCACAGUCCUAAACAAUUUGAAAACAAGUACCAUUAAAACUAAUACCCAUUUACAAGUAAAUAUAUAUUUAGUUAGGAUUGGGUGUCAACACUACAUUUGUCCCAAUAUGUAAUUUAGGGCUGGAUGUCUCUGAAAAAAAUAUACUCUUACUCCUUCUUCAAUAGAUAGUUUAAUAGGCAGUUCUAUUUUCUGAGAGGUUCUUUGUGUUCACAUCACUAGUUGUGUGGUCAGAACAAGAAAAAGGGAUGCACAAGAAGAGAAUUGAAUAAAACAUCAAUGCACUGUGUUGCUUUCAGCGCUCCAAUAUCAGAGUUACACAAGUGAUCUGAAGAUAUUAUAAAUAUUUUUAAAGGAAUUUGCAGAAUGAUUGGCCAUUGUUGCAAGAAAUUAGCAUUGUUGUUUGUAAUAUCAGGUGAUUCUUUGAAGGCACUGUUACAUGAGUGGCUCUCACAUGUGGAGCUAAGCCUCCUCAAAAACAAACCUUUUGUUUGUAGAUCUUUCACUAAAAUUAAGCCAUAUGGUGAGAACAUUGUCACUCGCUGCUAAUUGCAUGACUGAAAUACCCAUGUGCCUCUGAGUCUCUUCAUCUGUCUGUUACAAAGUAAUGGCAGUGGAUAUGUUAUCUUUGUGAAAUUCCUUGUUUUCUUAAAUACAAAGUAUUAGAAUGUGAAAGCUUUGAAACAGGGAUAUCUUGAAGAAAGACAUGAAGAAUGUGUACACUAAAUCUGUUGUGUAGAUAUAGAAAUUCUACAGAAUCAUGACUGGAAUCAGUUUCAUUUGUUGAUAGCUUGUGUUUGAUUUCAAAAUGAGUAAGAUCUUUUUAUUUCAGUUUAUUUUUCUUUAUAUUGGCAAGUGGCGCAGGGACAGACUAUGAGCCUAAUUGUGCCAGUACCGAACAUACUUGAACACCAGUUUAAGUAACUUAGUUUCUAGCAUACUGCCCGUUCUUUGCUGAUAGAUGCUUCCAUUUUUUUUAGCAGUUAUGUACAGUAGUAGAAUGAAAACCCCAAUAAAUUAUAGCCCUUCCUAUCAAAGCAACAGUAAAAUGUGCUGUUCAUAUAUUGCCCCAUAGCACUUAAAGCACUCUCUGGGCAGUUUACAGUUUAAUUAUGCAGCCCUCUUCAUUAAUGAAGAGAAGAUGUGUUGCAGCUUAAUUUCAUCCCAUUUAUAAGUCGUUAAAAUAAAGUUGUACCUUAGGAACAGAGUUGCUAGCAACCACAGCAGCCUGAACAUUAGAAGUUUUGAAAGAACAAACAAUAUAAUGUUCAUAAACAAUUAGGGGGGAAAUUAAAAACCACAAUUUAUAGCCAUUGCACAAAUAUUUAAAACUGAGACUUUCUCUACGUUUAAGCACUGUUAACUUAAUACUUAGCAUUUAUAUAGCACUUCAGAAUGUCCAAAGUUCUUCCCAUCCAUCAUUUGUAAACCUUAAAAAAACUUGUAAGGUCAAUAUUAUCACUGUGUUACAGUGGGGAUGCUGUGUCAGAGUGAAGUCCUGAGGAGGAGCAACAUUUAAACUGGGAGAAGUUUCCUGAUUUGUAAGUCAGUAUCUGAGAGUCAGACUACACGUUAUGCUAUGACUAUACAGUAACCUUAUACAGUAUACAUUCCUGGGGGAAAAUCCAAAGCAACUAUUCUGUAAAUUCCAGCAUGGUACCAAUGGGAAUUAUUUUUCACUGCAUUCUACUCAUGCAUAUGGGGCUGUCAGAUCAGAAAAUUGAUACUUGACCCUCCCUAGGAAUCCUAUAGAACUUUACAGACGUGAAGAAAAAAAAUCCAAACAUGUUCAUCACAGUUGGCAUUUAUCUCAAUAAAGGGUUAACUCCAGAAUGAAAUGAAAUAACAUUUGACAAUCAUAUGCAAAUUUAUCUGCAUAUCAAGGUGUAAGUCUUUUCAUUGUUGCAAUAAAUCCAGGCAACGUCAGCUUAACUAA
Molecule: messenger RNA, 6275 nt
Organism: Pogona vitticeps (central bearded dragon)
Lineage: Eukaryota; Metazoa; Chordata; Lepidosauria; Squamata; Agamidae
Gene: IMPA2
Product: inositol monophosphatase 2
Biological process (GO): inositol metabolic process; phosphatidylinositol phosphate biosynthetic process; signal transduction
Molecular function (GO): inositol monophosphate 1-phosphatase activity
Source: RefSeq, a predicted model, not a curated record